Molecule: messenger RNA, 2299 nt
Organism: Xyrauchen texanus (razorback sucker)
Lineage: Eukaryota; Metazoa; Chordata; Actinopteri; Cypriniformes; Catostomidae
Product: cerebellar degeneration-related protein 2-like
Exons: 5
Coding region: 439-1842 (467 amino acids)
Source: RefSeq, a predicted model, not a curated record
CUAGUGCAAAUCUAACAAAGCGGACGAGGAGAGAGCGAUAUCUGCCCUUUGCACGGCAGUGGGAGGGCUUGAAUGUGACAGAACUUAAUGGCAGCUGCGUGACAUUUCUCCUGGCAUGCCGGAAACAUUUCACAGAAACGGAGCGAGUAUUUACAUUAAGUAACGUACGUAGGCACUGUCGCAGCCUUGAGCGGAUCACACCGCCGCGGAGGCUGCAUCUGCAUGAAAGGACAUUUAUUUACCAAUACACCAAUGUCUUUGUAACGCUGUUAUCAGCCUUGACACAUAGGAAACUACUUUUCGCAAUUGCAGGUAUAUAGCAUAAACGCCAUAAAAAUUCAGGUUGCAACCUCGGCGAUCCCGGAUGUUUGUUUUUAUCGCUUUUAUAGAUCGGCACAUCGUUGAGCUUCCGGUCAGCCCGUUAACCGCGAGUGACUGAUGCUCCGUACCGGCAGGAUGGAGGAGUUUGUAAUGGAGGAGGACGAGCCAUGGUACGACCAGAGAGACCUGGAGCAAGAUCUGCACUUGGCCGCUGAGCUGGGUAAAACCCUCCUGGAGCGCAAUAAGGAGCUAGAGGACUCGCUGCAGCAGAUGUACAUCAACAAUGAAGAGCAGGUGCAGGAAAUCGAGCACCUGACCAAGCAGAUGGAGAUGUUACGAGAGAUGAACGAGCAGCACGCUAAAGUGUACGAGCAGUUGGACAUGACAGCGCGUGAGCUGGAGAUAACCAAUGAGAAAUUGGUGCUGGAGAGCAAAGGGUCUCAACAAAAGAUUGACAGAUUGACCGGCACUAUUGAGAUGCUGCAGGGGCAGGUGGACACGCUCACUGCUCGUGUGGAGGAACUGCGCUCACUGGAAGAGCUCAGGGUUCGCAGAGAGAAGAAGGAGAGGAGAAAGACUGUACACUCUUUCCCCUGCCUCAAAGAACUCUGCACCGCCCCCAGGUAUGAAGAUGGUUUCAUGUUGUCGGACCCUGGCAGUGGUGACCUAGAGGAAUGUCAGCCAGUGGAUGAAGAGAAUGAACACCUGCGCAUGAUGGUGAAGUCUUUGCGCGCAGCUGUGGCGGCUGAACGCGGACGGCGUGAGGCCGCCGAGCAGGAAUGCUCUGCGGUGCUACAGGAGUUUGAGCGCAUGGAACAGCGCCUCCUGGGGGCUGAGAAUUGCCAGCGUCGUGUGCAUGAGCUGGAGGCGGAGCUCCGGGAGAUGCAGUUGCUACGCAAGUCUCGCGCAUGCCUGUUGAGGGGUGAAGAAGGCCUGGAGCAAACGCUGCUUAACAGCACCCCCGAGACCGAUAUGCCGGAUGAUGCCAUUAUGACCGGAGUGCAGAACGGGGAUGCAAAGGAUCAGAGCAGUUCGGCACCUGUCCGGAAGAGCUGCAGCGAUACAGCUCUGGACGCCAUCUCUGCUGUUGACGCCUCAGGUAGACGGAAAGGCAGCUACGCACUCCACGCCAAUGGCGUACGUAAGAGGGGUAUGUCCAUCCUUCGGGAGGUGGAUGAGCAGUACCAUGCCCUUCUGGAGAAGUAUGAGGAGCUGCUAGGGAAGUGUAGACACCAUGAAGAGAGUCUAUGUCACGCUGAAGUGCAAACGUCCCGUCCCGUGUCCAGGGACCCAUCCAUGAAGGAAUGCCGGGCUGCCGAGCCCCAGCAGCCACCCACUCCACCGCAGAUGCCCUCGACUCCAGAGGCCCUGGAGGGCAUCAGCCGGCAGGUGGAGGCUGUGGAUAAGAGGCUGAGUCAGAACACUCCUGAGUACAAGGCCCUCUUCAAGGAGAUAUUUUCUCGCUUGCAGAGGACCAAGAGUGACAUAAACUCCACCAAAGGGAGGAAAAGUGGAAAAUAGCCCAUAUGGGUCUUAAAGAAAUAGCUGACCUAAAAAAGAAAGAUCUAUCAUUGUGUACUACCUUUAUGUCUUUCUAAAUCUGCAUGCUUUUAUAUUUAUUUUUUCUUGGGCACACCACAACAGGACACAGUGACCAAGGACCAAUCGUUUUUUGGUGAACUAUUCCUGCCACUUUUUUUUCUUCCACCCGCUUAUUCAUGUAAUGUGUUAAUUUGGUGAAGCUACAUACUGAAAGGUGACAUAAUACUCUUUUAAUGUUUCCCCAAAUGGUGUGAUGCCAUAUCAAGAGACAAUCUGUUCAAAGGAAGUUGCCUUGUGACUAAUGUGCUUUUGCAGGUUUUACAGUAACCGUAUUCACCCCAAGGAUAUCUUCGAUGCUGAUUUCCUUUCUCAGUCUUACCACGUGUAUUAAACUAUCAUAAUCACAGCGUUGUGUGACCACUUUCGUUCAAUAUUA